CCGCCCUGCGCGGAGCCGCCGGCGACUCAGACCGAGCCGCCUCGGGAGCUGCUGCCGGAGCUGGUGCCCGCCAUGGGCACGGUGCACGGAAGGAUGCGCUGCAUCAAGAUCCUGCUGUUCAUCUUCAACCUGACCUUCUGGCUGGCAGGAUUGGCUGUCAUUGCCUUUGGUCUAUGGCUGCGAUUUGGUGGGGUUAUGGCAAACUUUGCUUCAGACAAAAAGUCUCCAGAGUAUUUCUUCAUGGGUCUCUACGUAUUGGUGGGAGCAGGGGCUCUCAUGACCACAGUUGGAUUUUUUGGGUGCUGUGGAGCAGCGCGGGAGUCUCAGUGCUUACUUGGAGCAUUCUUUGCUUGCUUGUUGGUGAUAUUUGCGGCUGAGAUCACUGCUGGAGUAUUUGCCUUUAUAGGCAAGAAAGUGGCAAUACAGGAAGCCCAGAAAAUCUAUGAAGAUGUUUAUGAUGACUAUAUGAAAAACCCUGGGGGAAAGGUCAACAGGACUAUCUAUCACUACCACUUGGCUCUCCAGUGCUGUGGUAAAGAUAACGUGGAACAAAUGGGAUUACCCUGUCCAGAGAAUAUUCAGAUGCCAAAAAACUGCCUGGUUGAAAUCCAGAAUGUAAUUGAUGCUAAUCUGCAUUUAGUUGGAAUUGUUGGAAUUGCAAUUGCUGGCAUCACAAUCUUUGGCAUGAUAUUCAGCAUGGUUCUGUGCUGUGUGAUCCGUAACACAAGAGACAUGAUCUAAAACUUUCACUGCACAACUAUGUCCCAGGAGUUCCAGACUAAGCUUUACAAGAAGUGCUCUUCUAUCCAAUUUAAUAAUUGUAAUGCAUUUUAAUUAGUGUUUUAACAUACUGAGAGGAAAAUAUCCCAUUAGCUGAGCAGGUGAAUUGUAUUAGUUGAGUAAAACUGAACAAAAAAGGGUUUUAAAAUGUCCUUUUUAAUGAAAAAAGCAAAUGUGCAUCUAAGACUAAUUUGAUUUUUAAUGUUUGUAUAUGUGCAAUUAAGAGUUUACACAUCUAAAAACAUUGUGUAAACACAUGCAUAUCACUCAUUACAAAUAUAUAUGCACAUGAGCAGGUACCUGUAUAUUCAGUACUGUGCAGUAUCUUGUUAGGUAAGUAUGUACAAAUGGAGUAUGUUUUUGUGUGCAUGUUCACAUGCAUAUUCUUCCAGAGUUUCACUAUGCAAGAGUGUACACAUACCCAGAGGUAUACAGGGCUUGAAACCCUUUCAUACUGAGCCCCUGUUUGCCAAGAAUUAGCAGAGGAACCAAUACCAGUUUAAAAAGUAAGACCUAUGAUCCAUUUUGUAACUGUUCUUUCCAGCACCCAAACAGAGUAGAAUUAAUAAAAUUGGAUUUAUUUUUUUUUUUAAUGUAAUGCCUAAGGGCCUGCUCCAGUGAACUUAAUGCAUGUGAGUAGACCCACUGACUUCACUGUCAUGCAGAGACUGGGUUUGUUGGGGGUUUUUUUAGGACUGGACCCUUCAUACAAAUGCAGAAAGCUCUGGGGGAGGCAACAUGUCCAAGGAGAUCCAGGGUAAAGGAAAAGGGGGAGAGGUGGGAAGCUCGCAAGAUAAUGCAGACAUUUGGCAGCAAUUGCAGUGUAAAGUGUGCUUAAGCUUCCCAAGCUAGCCUGAGACACACAAAUAUCUAUGAGUUAAAGGGGCCACUAAAAAUCUUUGUUCAGAAGUUCCUUUAUCCUGCAAGACUCUAUUUGGUAUAUAUGCUGGUGCAGGAGUGGAGCCUAUAUACAGAAAAGGUGCGGCUUUAUCAGAUACUCUGUAGAAUCUAACUGGCCUGUGGAAGCCAACUGUUGAGUGAAAAUGGUCAGGAAAAGACACACAGCACUUUAAUAUCCUUUGUUUCUGCUUCUGUGACUAUCACAGCUUCCACAUGGCUCUUACCUCAACCUCUCACCCAUUCUUGUGGGUGUAAGGGCAGGAAGGAAAGAUGGGACAUUUUUACAGAGCCAUAAAGUAAAUAUUUUUACCAGCACCUUUAGAUUGCAUGUCAGGCAUAAAAAUUACACUGUGUGCUUGAAAUACCUCAGAGCUUGCGUUUACAUGGUUUGUUUCUAUAUUUUUAUUUUUCUAUUUGUCAUAUUUAUUCAUAAGAGAAUGUUCCUUUUAAAGCAGCCUAGAAGGGAGAAAGAUUGCCCCCAGAAGGGGAACGAAAUUACAUCACAGGGUCAGAUCUUAAUUUUUGGCUUACUUGAGAUAAUUCUCCAUUUCAGGGAACAGCUUUUGCCUAACAAUAUCCACAUAGCAGCUGUGUCUCUCUGAUGAUCACUGGUUCAGAUUUCUUAUGCUAUUGUUCCCGGCACAAUGGGGGAAAGUUCAGCUAAACUACCUGUCUCGUUGAACUGAUCCAUGAUGUCUAACAGAACUUAGAAUUUACAAGUUAUGGGGUCUCUGUUUCACUGAAAUACAGUGGAAAAAAAUAGGAUUUCAGAAAGUAUGUGCAUUCUAGCAUGCGUGUUUGUGUGGCAUAUACAUCCUUCAUUAUAUUUAUCUCUCGUUCCCCAAAGAAAUUCAAACUCCCAUUACUUUUCUGUUCCCACAGGUUUGGAAAUAGUGUUGCUGUUCCAUGUACCAAAUCUAAUUGAUGCACCUUGCUGUCUUUUACAUAGAUCUCCCUUUUCUUAUUGUUCAGCCACAAACUGUGGCACUGAGACAGCUGGGAAGGCAGCAGGUGCUGCCAGCUGAGCAGUGUACAGGCCCAGCCUCAGCAGCUCUGCUGACAGGGAGGUGGUGUGUCCUGUGCCAAAGAAGAGUUAGGCUUGCAUCACUCUGCUCACAGCUGAUUAGCUAUGGAUGCCAUGAAAAAGUAGGGCCUGGGACCUUAUUCUGCAAGCAUCAGACCAGGAAAUAUGGCCCCAGUCUACUGUCUGCUCCUAAGAAAGGCUCAAGUGGGAGAAUGACACUGGCAGUAAAUUCUUGAGGGUCUGAAGCUGAAACUAAGUAAGUUUCUUGCAGCAGACAACUGACUUAGCCAAAGCAAUUUCCUGGAUCCUAGGUAUACUUGACACUGUCCCUACAACUGGUUCUGUUCUAAAUAGACAAGGGGACAGUAUAAAACCAGGGUGUCUUCUUCCAAGGUAAUACUGGCAGAAAGAAGAAACCUGUGUGAAAUGUCAUUUUUAUCAUUUAGAGCAAGACAGCUUUCCAGGAAAAUCAUUACAAAUAGCAUGAUAGGGAAGCUAAUGUUUCAGGUCCCAAGGUUAUUGCCCUAGAGGGAGAGAAAUUUAUUGCAAAUAAAGCUGUCUCCUGUUACACUCCCCCUCAUAAUAACAGUAUUUUAUUUAUCUUAAACACAUCUACAUAUAAUUGGUUUUAAUUCCUCAAAUUUGCAGCACCAGAAUGUAAUGAUAGGACCAGAGUUUACUUCUUUGUUUACUGUUUCUUGAGUAAGUUGGAAGAUGCCCACUUCUGCUCUUGAGAAGCACUACAUAAAAAGGCAGCUUGCAGAAACUUCUGUUGCUCCCACUGCCCUCCACUCCCCCAGAAGUAAAAAAACAUCUAAAUGCCUUAUGAAAACAGGGAAGAGUGGUGCAAAGAAACCUUCUGUAGAUUCAGACUUGAAUAAUUUAACUUUCCACUUUAGUGUUUUGGGUUUGUGGAAGGUUUUUUGUCUUCCUCUGGCCAGUGCAUUUGUUUUUUCAGAGCCUAAUUCCUGCUUAUUCUUUAGGGUUUACUGCUAUUUAGGUGUACAGGAUACUCACAUUGCAUAUCAGGAACCGAAUAAUACCAGUUACUGGUACUGCCUUUAACAGAAUUCGGAGAUACAGACUUUUGUUGUUUCCUGCUGUUGUGAAGUGCAUAAUAUAUUUGCAGUUUUUGCAUCUUAGUAACUGAAAGUCUUUUAACUUCUUAAGGGACAGAAAGUAUAGCUGUUCUUUCUCUUACAGUCAAAGCUGUAAGAAUUCUUUCCUAAUUGCUUUCAGAUCAUAGCUAGUUAACAACUCCAAUUUCUAUUUACUAGCUUUUUAAAUGUUGAGAUGUCACAGGUUAUGGUUAUCAAAACUGGAUAUAUAGUGCCCGCAGUUCAUUGUGCUGCUGCUCUUUCAAUUUCAGCUCUUGCAAGUGCAAAAUCUUUGGUCUUUGUCAGCGGUACAAAAUAAUUUCCAAGCAACUACACCAUAUGUCUUCAAUAAGAAAGCUUUUUAAAGAUAACUAAAUCCAAACCAGCAUCUAAGCCUCCUCAAAUACAGUUCUUGCUCCAGAAUUGCAUGCCAGGAUUUAAUUAACAAUCUCCAAUACUCGUAAUGCACCAGAUACACAGUAACUGCUGCAUAUGUUAGCAGAGCUACUCAUUUAGUGCUGUCCCUUGUACCUCUUUCAGAGGAAACUGACAAAAGAUAAAAUCCCUCCAGGUAAUUAUUCUGAAAGCAUAUCACACAGAUUUUCUCCUCCUGUCAAGCAGUUUGUUUUAAAGCAUAAAGAUGUAAACUGUUGAUAACAUUAUAUUUUUAAACAUUAUUAUUCACAUUUCCCUUGUCUAAUUUUUCUAGAGUAACUGACUUCAGGGGGUGCUUAAUUUGUUACAGGAAAACCUCAGCCAGUCUUGAUACCUUGCAGAGAUUGCACAAGAGCUGAUGAAGCACAGCUCUGUCACAUCCCUACAAUGAAGAUUCACAUUUCACUCUUCUUCAUACUGAAAGUGAUAGUGGUAGCAAAAUAUAUUUCAUAUGUGUUGAAAAAGAAAUUCAGUUCUCAUAAGCCUUCAAAUACUGUAUUUUACAGCCUUCGGAAGCUACAGAUUAACAGCAACAGAUGCCGUUUGUACAUAAAUAAAGCUUUUCAAUCUUCUUCCUCUCUUUUGGUGCUCCAGCCACUAGGUUCUCCAAAACACAAACCAGCUCCAAUAUAACGCACUUGUUUCUCUGGCACAAAUUCUGAUUUCGGACAGAGCUAGCAUAUCAGUUUAUGCUGCAAAACCUCUAGCAGAAUUACCUCUACGGCAGCUUUCUUUGAGAGAAAAUAAAAACUUAUUCUGUUGCUGAAAUCAGCUUUCAAUUCCCUUUACUCUAAUGUGCUCUGAAGUGGCAUUUUAUCAGCUCUUCUGUCUUGAAUUUGAAACUUUCUAAUAAAAGCAACCUGAAAUAAACGACUA
This is a messenger RNA of Apus apus (common swift), 5112 nucleotides long. RefSeq names its product tetraspanin 2 (gene TSPAN2). Bases 73 to 741 code for a protein of 222 amino acids. Gene Ontology annotation, cellular component: membrane. The transcript has 8 exons. NCBI's taxonomy places the organism in Eukaryota, Metazoa, Chordata, Aves, Apodiformes, Apodidae. The record is from RefSeq and is a predicted model, not a curated record.